This is a messenger RNA of Blastocystis hominis, 219 nucleotides long. RefSeq lists its product as hypothetical. The coding region runs from base 1 to 219 and encodes 72 amino acids. The transcript has a single exon. The record is from RefSeq and is a predicted model, not a curated record. NCBI's taxonomy places the organism in Eukaryota, Bigyra, Opalinata, Blastocystidae.
AUGUUCUCAGAACCGUGUCCACACCGACCCUUCUGCAGAACAGCAAUCUGCUUUGUCGUGUGUGGGUCGAGGAAGCUUGGAAGAAGAUUUGUGACUGCAAAUCGAAGGACGAGCACCCUUCUGUUUCGCUGCAGAGCUUUCAUCCUUACUUCCUCUCUCACUUGUCAAUCUAGUAGCUUUGUAUCCUAUUUUCGUGUUUGGUUCAAACAAUGCAGCUAG